Messenger RNA from Serpula lacrymans var. lacrymans S7.9, 789 nucleotides. RefSeq lists its product as uncharacterized. Lineage: Eukaryota; Fungi; Basidiomycota; Agaricomycetes; Boletales; Serpulaceae. The transcript has a single exon. The record is from RefSeq and is a predicted model, not a curated record. The coding region runs from base 1 to 789 and encodes 262 amino acids.
AUGAAACAGCGUACACUAGUUAAUCCUGAAAUGCUAGAUUUUUGCUUUUUGGCUGUCGAUGCUAUUCUUGUACUCCUUGCAACUGGCGUGCUUGAAGUGUAUUCUUUUAACGAGCGGGGUUUCACGUGUAUCGCGAGAUAUGCAUUACCAAAUGUGCGCCCGGAAUUCGUUUGCUCCGCUGAAGGCGGUGGCACCAUAUCUUGCAAUACUCCAUAUCUCCCUACCCCUCCCUGGAACGCCAGUUGGUUCGAGUCGCACCCUUUACCAUUCUACCCCAAUUCGCAGGAACGAACAUGUGCGAUCACAUUCGGUCACAUCUUCUUUAUUGAUAUGCGAAUCUUCUUCUCUUCAAGCGGGGUAUAUUCGACCCAACCGAACGCUUUUGGUGCAUCAAUACGUCCUUGGGCUUCCUGGGGCCCACAAAACUCGCGGUGCUUUCUCAGCGAUUGGCGGUUUGGAGUUUUCGGCAGUAAGACCGUCUCGGUCUAUCGUGUAGGCUACAGUCCUGCCUCGUUUCGACUGAGACUGCGUGAAUUCAAUCCCUAUCUUCUACAGCAGAACAAUUCAGGAGCGAGAAGUCGUGGCUGGGUUGUAACAACCCCCUCAACUAUAUCAGCGGGAAAUGCAUUUACAGAGGAUGUGACAACCUAUCUUCCAUACCGCGAGGUUAUCGGCGAGGUUGAACACAGGGUUAACCUUGACGAGUUGUCAGAAAUAUUAGUAGAUGAUUUGAGAGUUGUAAUCAUACGGGUGAGCUAUUACGAGAGUUUGCACGCCAUGCACAGCUAA